This is a messenger RNA of Aspergillus melleus, 1671 nucleotides long. RefSeq names its product putative lysophospholipase. The transcript is spliced from 3 exons. Gene Ontology annotation, molecular function: asparaginase activity; protein binding. Lineage: Eukaryota; Fungi; Ascomycota; Eurotiomycetes; Eurotiales; Aspergillaceae. The record is from RefSeq and is a predicted model, not a curated record. The coding region runs from base 1 to 1671 and encodes 556 amino acids.
AUGACCACCAUGAACGAAGUCAUCUCGGAGCUGGCUGAGCAGCAGCCAGAAGUCCCCAUCCCUGAAUCAAGGGUCCUCAUUAUUAUGACCGGAGGAACCAUUUGCAUGCGACAAUCGCCAUGCGGAUUCAUCCCGGCCAGAGGUUUUCAAGAACACUGCCUGGCUCGAGUGCCUACUUUCAGUGAUGGUUCUCAAUCCACCACCAUGGACGUGGUCGUAGAUGCAGCUGGAACGGUCAAGGGACAUCCGAGCUUGCGCACUCCCCAGACCGCAUAUGGCCGACGGGUGCGGUAUACAGUCUUCGAGUUCGACGAGCUCCUGGACAGCAGCUCGAUCGACGCCAAAGGUUGGGCCGAGAUCGCAGAAACGGUGAAACUAAACUACACGCAUUUCGACGGCUUCGUCGUGCUACAUGGCACCGACAGUCUGGCAUAUACUUGCUCGGCACUCAGUUUCAUGCUGCAGAACCUCGGAAAGCCGGUGGUUCUGACGGGAUCUCAGGCUCCCAUGCUCGAAUUGCAGAAUGACGCCACGGAUAACCUGCUGGGUUCGCUAGUGGUCGCCAGUCACUUCAUGAUCCCCGAAGUGUGUCUCUACUUCAACAACCGACUCUUCCGUGGAAAUCGGGCGAGUAAGGUAUCGGCCAGCGACUUUGCUGCGUUUGCCUCGCCCAAUUGUCCCCCGCUGGCCGUGACGACAUCCAUGCGAACCAACGUCGACUGGGAGCUGGUGAACCGACCUAAUAACAUUGAGCAUUUCAACAUCCAAACCAACCUCGACACCACCCACGUUGCCUGCCUUCGCAUAUUCCCGGGAAUCAAGCCGGAGAUGGUCGACGCGGUGCUACGACUAGAGGGACUGCGUGGAUUGGUGCUGGAGACCUUCGGAGCCGGUAAUGCACCGCACGGUCAGGAUAAUGCCAUGACCAAGGUGUUUGCCGACGCCAUCAAGCGAGGAAUUGUCAUUGUCAACGUAACUCAAUGUUUGACUGGUAGCGUUAGCCCGGUGUACGCCACGGGCAUGAGUCUGUCGCGAGCGGGCGUCGUGGCCGGACUGGAUAUGACGACGGAAGCUGCGCUGACCAAGCUUGCCUACCUUCUGGCGCUUCCUGACUCGUCGCCGGAGACCGUUGCCAAGAACAUGUCCAUUUCCCUGCGCGGGGAACUGAACGAGGUGUCGCAACCGGUGUUCCGUCAUCCAGACGGCGCCCUUCCCGAGCGGGUUCAGGCACUCACCAUGCUCGGAUACGCGAUCGCGCAAGGCGAUCUCGAACGAGUCCAGGAUAUCAUGAAGGUCGAGCACCACUGGAUCCUGAACGACGCGGACUAUUCGGGCAACACUCCGAUCCAUCUUGCGGCGUCGUCGCCCUCCCUGCCCAUUCUUCGAUGCCUGCUACUGCAAGGUGGUUCGGUGCACAUUCGGAACCGUAGCGGUCGCACGCCGCUGUUCCUGGCGGCCAACGCGAACCUCUCCGAGCACGUUAUGCUGCUGCGCAAGUCGGGCGCGCAUUUGCAUUCCGACGAGCGGCCGGCGGCGACGUUGCUGGCGCGACGGAGACCGGGGAUCUGGGGGUUGGCGGGGAUCGGACCCCGGGAGAUCAGUGAGAGGGAGAUGGAUGAGGAAGCGGGGGAGCGCCAGCUGGAACGGGGGAUGGCGGGAUCGGCGCCAUAG